AUGGUUAUUCUGAUGGCUAGGCUGUUUCUUCCUCUCGCGAGCUUCGUGUACAUCUGUGGUUCUGUUGUGAUGCCAUCAGAGGAAAACUAUCCUGAUAAUGAUCGGAACUAUGGUUUCAGUUACACUUUUCACCAAUGUCUGCGGAAUGAACAUGGACAUUCUAUUGGACACGUGUUACCUUGUUUCAAUAAAGGCGCUCUAGCUGGUCUAAUGGACGCCAGUGAACAUGAGAGUGUAGAGAUUUCACAUGGUGUGACUUUGAUCAAGGAUUUAAACGACAAAUCACCUAAGACAGUCGUCACACCAGAUAUGGACACUACCGAUUACAGGAACGUAUUGGAGGCGACUGCAGAAUUAAUUGCGAGGAGAUCUUUGAGAUGGGAUAUGAGUCUUAUCCAUCCGGGAUUAUUCAUGAAAGUAGGGCCCAUGGUUAACGGUGCAGGGGUGAUGGAAUUCGUCAUUGAACGGGGCUACCCCACAUACAAUGACCGGACAGCAGGAACGGGUGGACUGAUCUUGAGACACAUCCUGGUGCCCCUGCUAUUGGGAUUUAAACUGAAAUUGAUCACACUAAUUCCUCUACUCAUCGGUGUUGUGAUCAUCGUCUCUAAGAAGGCCCUAUUGCUAAGCAAAUUGGCGGUGUUCGUUACUACGGUCCUCGGCCUAAACUCUUUGCUAUUCCUACAGCAACCACAACAGUCUCAUUUACAGAACACAUUCGGGGAUUCCUUCGGGCCCCUGGGGCCACAGACAUUUGCCCACCAUAACAAAGACAGUCUUCACCAAUUUGAAGGACAAUUUGAUGAUUUUCGGGAACCCGUUUAUAGAGAAAGGGACAGGAUUGAUCACUGGAAGAGUGGAGUUGUGGACUGUGUGACAUCGAGGGCCUCGACGUUGCUGGACGGGUUGUUAGGAAUCGGCACCAGGAAUCAUCAGCUGCUGAACAAAGAAGGAUUCGAGCUGAUUCCGUACGACGAAAUUCUGGAAGAGAGUCCACGGAACGACGAAGAAUUGCCGUUAGAGGACGAUGAAGAGGACGAGGACGUGUACGACGAUGAAAAUAAAGACUCGAGAGAAGGUGUGGGUGAAAAUUUUCGCAAAAGGAAGAUUAAGAGAGUGAAUCGCAAGAUGAAAAUGAUCAUAAUGGCUAUCAUAACGGCGAUGGUUCCAAUAAUCGCUGCGGUCAAACUCAAGUACUUCAUUAUGGUUUCCUUGGGACUUGGUUUUCUAGGCUUGGUUAUUGGAAAGACCAUAAUGUUCAGUAUGCUAGCUCUACCUGCAGCAUUUAUAGGAAAUUAUAAAAGAGAAUCCUACAACUUCGUGAGGCGAAUGGAUCAAAUGGUGGGUGGUCGUCCCCUGUUUGGGGAUGGAACCGACCCCUACGCUGGAGGCCGUCGCUUGACACGUCUUCGAGAGAACAUCAGUUUCUUACCAAAUUCUAAUUGUAAUAAAAUGAAAUUAUAUUACAUUUUACUUGUGUUCGUUGUGUGUGGAGUGAUGGGUCAGAGUAAACCAGAAACAGAUGAGACGAUAAAUGAAGUUGAAGACAAUGGUAAUUGGAAGCUGCUGUACAGGUUAUUCGUGGACUGUGCUAAAACACAAGACGUCAGCGUUUGUUUGAAGAUGAAGGCGGUGACGUUUAUGGACAGAGCGGUGUCAUUGAAGAUACCACUCAUGAUAAACGAUUACAUCUCUUUAGCCAGAGAUCCAGCGUAUAAAGAAGGUCCUCAGGGCAGAUCUAUGCAACCGUUGUCUGAAACACAACUCGAUGAAUCCUUACCGAAGUCAGCGGAAGAACGGGGCGAACGACUGGAUGAAUUGUUGCAGGAGAAGCUGAAUUCAUUCCUUCAGUCCAGAACACUGCAACUGAAUUUUCCUGCAGAUAUUUUUGAAGGCAGAAAGAGGAAGAAGGGUGGCGGAUACCUCUUGGCUGCAGGAGCAGCUAUGGCCGCGAUGAUGGCUCAGAUGUUCAUGGGCAAAAUUGCACUAAUUGCUGGCAAAGCGCUGCUUGUGGCCAAAAUCGCCCUUGUCCUUUCAGCAAUAGUUGGACUCAAGAAGCUUUUCGGAAGUUCAGGAGGCGGCGAAUCUCAUCCACAAGUCGUUUACGCGUCAGGGGGCCAUGAACAUGGCAUGUGGCAAGGCCGUGGCAUCUCGUCGGACCCCUUACUAGCCCAUGACAUGGCUUACCGAGCCCACAAAACAGAAAAUGCAAGCGACAACUGAAUAAGUGUUAAGACCAUUUCUGCGCGAAUUAAGUAGAGGUGUAGCAACUCUCCGUGAGUAGAUAUAUAAGAUGUACUAACGGGAAAUUUAAUUAAUUAAUUUAUUUAUUUAACAAAUAUUAUUUAUGUA
Zootermopsis nevadensis is the source of this 2352-nucleotide messenger RNA. RefSeq lists its product as uncharacterized. The record is from RefSeq and is a predicted model, not a curated record. Lineage: Eukaryota; Metazoa; Arthropoda; Insecta; Blattodea; Termopsidae. Gene Ontology annotation, cellular component: membrane.